UCUUCUGGUGCAUAAACUGUGGUCUCUCUUUCCUAAAAGGCCAGGUGAGGGGAGGAGAGAGAGAGGAGCCUUGGGAUUUGCAUGGCUGGUUUCCAGUUCUCUAGCUCUCAACCAGGUAGUGGAAGCCCGAGAAGGAGUGGCGGGGAGAGAAGUGAAGGGAGAUAGUGAGAUGUAUCAAGGUCCUAAGGCCCCGGGUUUCUGGCCCACAGAGGCCCUGGGGCCCAGGCCUAACAUCCGUGGGAGGAUGAAAGCAGUUAGCUGACAGGAAUUAGAGAGGACAGGUGAGUAGGAACGUGAAUUCAAAAACUAAUCAAGAUACGGGGGAACCAAACUCCUUUCUGCUCUGGGUGACUCUGUGUCACCUGCUAAAACGGGGUCAGCAGAAAGCGAGGCAGUGAAGAGGUGGCCAACAGGCCUGGAAACACCAGCCAGAAGAGGGAACACCAUGGUCCUCAACCUUCCUCCCCGCAGGGUCCAGUGUCAGCCCAGAGAUCGUAUCUGGCAGAGCACAAAGCCUAGGUCUUGGGACAGGACCAUGGGGCUGGAGACGCGGAGGGGUGCAUCGGAGUCCUGGAAAGUGGAGUGGCAGGGUGUAACAGGUCGCUAGUGUUAACGGCCUUGCAGGGGGCCGGGGGUCUCUAGUCAGGAACUGUUCAGGAUGCUCUGGGGUAGGAUCAAUGGGAGGGGCACCAGCGUGUUUGUCCCUAGGUCGAGCGUGUGCCCCAGGCUAAUGGUCUGGACGACACAGGCCGGGAGGGGCGGGGCUUAUCGGCCCCAGCCCAGCCUUUGGGCGGGUGACCUUGGCUUCUGUCCGCGGAACUGUUGUCCUUAGGAAGUUCGGGAAGUAGGAGGGUCUGUGUUCCCGGACGUGUUCCUCCCUGCCAGCAUCCUUGGGCGGGCGUUGAUCGCUGAUGCUGCGGUAGUGGGCGGCGAGAGCCGGAGCGGGAGCAGGUGCGGCGGAUCGAUGGCCAAGCUGCGGUUGGGAAGACCAAAAUGCUACUCACUUCACUUUGGAAUCCUUCCCCUCAUAGUGGUUGCCUUGGUCUUCUUUGGCUAUGGGUUCCCGAGCCACAGAAGCCAGGAACUGGGAGACUCAGAAUCUGUGACUAGGAUGGCCUAUGCCCAGCCACAGGUGCUAACACCCAGUCGGAAAGAUGUUCUUGUCCUGACCCCUUGGCUGGCUCCCAUCAUCUGGGAGGGGACCUUCAACAUCGACAUACUGAAUGAGCAGUUCAGGCUUCGCAACACCACAGUUGGACUGACGGUGUUUGCCAUCAAAAAGUAAGCAGUGGGUGCUGGAGAGACGGCUAGUGGGUAAAGCACUUGCUUCAGAGGACCUGAGUUUGAUCCCUAACACCCAUGUAAAGGCUGUGCAUGGGGGCAUGCCCUGUCAUCCCAGCACUGUGGGUGGAGGGGAGACACAAGUGGAUCAGGCAGCUUUCUGGGCAGCAUAGCCAAACAGUGAGCUUCAGAGUCAGAGAAGCGAUCCAGUUCAAAGAACAACACAGAUGAAUGACAGAAGAAGACACCCAAAAUCAACUUCUGGCCUCCACACAGGCAUACAGGCAGGUAAACAUGGCUACAUGCAAUGGGCAUGCACAUACAUGCACAUAUGUGCGUACACACAGUUGUCAAGCUGGAUGCAGUAGGGGUGGGGUUGGUUCACUCUGCCACCAUCUCUAUCUCUGGUGGGCUCACAGGUGAGUGAACCCAGCUCUGCCUCCUUCCACAGCCCCAGACCUGCUGCCUCUUCCUCUGUGCUCUCAGCCAGGUGACACUUGCAUCCCUCAGCACACACUUUAGGUGGGUGUCCUCAUCCCCAGGGCUGGCAGCAAGUAACAGGAUGUCAGCAGAGCUGCGACCACCCAUGUGUCCUCAGAUGCAGGGCAAGGUGGACAGCAAGGGUUGGGUGAAACCUUUAACCUCAGCCCUGGGGGUGGUGACCUGUGAAGCCCUGAGACUCUGGGUCAGGCUGACUUUGGGCCACAGACCAGAAACUUGCCCUGUGGAAGCCUGUGGGGAGCAGGACAGGGUGGUACUACAGUGUGGAAGCCUGUGGAGGGCUGAGAGAUUUGUGCUGCCUGCAUAUGAGAAGUGGGGGGGGGGGGGGCUUUGUCCUUCCCUGCAGUGCUGCGUGAAAUCCAAGGAUAGCUCUGAGUCCUUUGUACCAAUCAGACUUGAGAGAGGUUUGGGGCUCAGCUGGAGGGAUCUCAGGCACCUUGAGAAUGCCUGCAGCUCCUGUGGACAAAGGACUUCACAGUAACAGGACACAAAAACUACCUUGUCUGGGUGCUGCUGGGUACAUGAGCAAGAGCCCUGCCAGGUGUGGGUAGGUGCUCUGUCUGUGGGAAGAAGGCCUCUGAGGGAAUUAGGUGAGAUACCCAUGGGAAAGCAGCCUGUUUCUGACACUGAGGUGGAGAGGGCUUGGCACACUUGCCAGGUGAUGGGCAUCCCUGUUCCCACGGUGGGGACACAUGGCCCUGGGGGUCAUCAAGGGAGAAGCAGCAGCCAUCUGAAGCAGGUAAAAACUUCUUGGACUGGGAGAUGACAUAGAACCUGGGGUAGAAGCCUUUUGCCCUGGGACCUGAGGAUUUGGCUUAGGUUUGCCCUUCUUUCUAGGGUACCUGUCUCCCUUUCCCUGCCUGCUCUGUGAGACUGAUUCUUGCUCUAGUGGAGUGAAUGUGGGAUGACACUUAGGGACAUAAAUGAGUUACUGAGUGCCUUGUCUACAGGCACCUUCCAGCCUCUGAUGAGGAAGGUCUGGGAUUUGGAGACCCCUACCUUUCCUGAGACAGGGCCCUGGAGAAUGCCACAAAGGAGGGGUGCAGGUCCCAGAUCUGCCCUUACAGAUCCAUCCAGUUCCACCAGGGUUUAGCAAGUGGGGCCCUGUGAGCACAGGCUCUGCCCAGGACAAUUCAAGGGUGUGAGGUGUGGAAUGUCUUGGGAUGGAGCUGUCAUUAUU
This is a messenger RNA of Peromyscus maniculatus bairdii (prairie deer mouse), 2962 nucleotides long. Its product is annotated as ABO, alpha 1-3-N-acetylgalactosaminyltransferase and alpha 1-3-galactosyltransferase. NCBI's taxonomy places the organism in Eukaryota, Metazoa, Chordata, Mammalia, Rodentia, Cricetidae. Gene Ontology annotation, cellular component: Golgi apparatus; membrane; vesicle. Gene Ontology annotation, biological process: carbohydrate metabolic process. Gene Ontology annotation, molecular function: glycoprotein-fucosylgalactoside alpha-N-acetylgalactosaminyltransferase activity. The record is from RefSeq and is a predicted model, not a curated record.